Ectocarpus sp. CCAP 1310/34 is the source of this 3618-nucleotide messenger RNA. The record is from the annotation of a GenBank genome assembly. Lineage: Eukaryota; Phaeophyceae; Ectocarpales; Ectocarpaceae.
UGUUUGAUAUACUCGCAGCAGCAUCUGGUCGUGAGGAUCCCAGGGGGACACGUGUUGGGAAUUUCGUGUGUUGGAGGGUACCACCGGCACAGACACGAGGACCCUUUGGGCGUGGUCGGUGCGAUGAUGAGGAAGGCUUGCGUGCGUGCUGCGCUCUUCUUCUUCUUCCUCUUCUUCUUCCCUCUCUCUCCACCACCACCACCACCGUCUCUCUCCACAAUCAAGUUUCCUUCUCCCACUCUCUCUCCCACUCUCUCUCAACCUCUCUCUCUCGGCCUAACACGGCCGACUACCCAGUGCCCCAAAGCAACGUCCAGAACGUGCUUGCUGCACCCCGCGUAGUUUACCUUUUCACACUAGUGCGACGAUAUCACGGUAUCUGCGCGCGGGCGUAGCCUUCCGGGGGUUGGUUGUGCAGUCACGCGCAAUCGGUAGACUCCCAUAGCAACAUAAAUCAUGGAGGGCAUCGACCUCUCCGCCCUUAGCGAACAAGGACUGCAGCAAAAAGUUGAGGAGAUCGUCCAGCAACGAGUCCAAGCCGAACUUGAAGCUAGCAGGACCAACGAGGGUGAAGUCACCUACGACCAACCACCAUCAGCCGGCAACAACCCAGUCCCACCUACCGGCAGCCAGCCAUCACCCUCCAGCCAGGAAUUCUAUCAGGAGAAAAAGCAGUCAGAAAAGUCGAGGUUGGAGCAGGACUGGAAGGAGUUGGAGAUGAGAGAGUCCGAGAGUCCACAGGAUUACAUUGCCCGCUCAGAGGCUUUUCGCCUGCGUCUCGCAUCUGUAGGCACAAUUAAGGAUGAAACAGAUGCGUCCGGCAUGGGCCGGCGCGGCGGGGGAAGUGGGGGGGCAUCCGGGGGUCAUAACGGCGGUCAGGCAGCAGCUGGCAGCCAAAAUCGUGACGGAGAGAAGAAAAGUAGUGACGUGUUCAACGACGACCCCGGCGGAUUUUGCCGCUACCACCAGUCCGAGCUUCACACCAACGAGCAGUGUCGUCUCCAGCAGCAACUGCGGCGCGCGCGUUCGAGAGACGGCGCCGCGGAACGCCGCUCGGGCGGCGGCAGUCGCGGUGGCGGCGGUAGCCAGCGUGGGGGUAGACCGCCGCCGGGGCCAGGCCGCGGUGGCGGCCGAUGGGCGUACGUUGUGUACUACGGCCACGAUGAUGGAGGCUACUACGAAGACUACGGCGACUACGACGACGGCUACUACUACGAAGACGGCUACCACGACGCCGGGUACGCCCACUACGCCGGCGGUGGGGACAGCUACAGCUACUCCUCAGGGUUCACCAACAGCGACUUGCACAUGUACGACUUGCAGGAGAUCCCCUCGAAUAGGCAGCAGUAUGUCAUUGUAGGAGAUGGUCGUCUGCUGAAGGUGGAAGCAAUCGGUAGCAUCAACCUCAUCUUUUUCCAGGAGGGUGAUAACGGUGUGCCAACGACGAUGUAUGUGAAGCUGACUGACGUGUCUGUGGUAGAGAGUCUGAGUUUCAACUUGUUUUCGACGCAUGCUGUUUCCCUUCGGCAACGAAUUAUCCAUGACGAGCGUGGCGUGACCCUGCGUAACGGACUGCUGUUUGCAAGAGAGGAGAAAGCUUCUGCCGCCCAUGCAAUGCGCAUGCCUUACGACCCGUCUGCGAUUGUGGUAGACUCUGCUGCUUUGCCUGCCUUCGUGAAAUCCCCCGAUNGUGUUCCUUCCGCAGGCUCUGCUACCGUAGUACCUUCGAGUGAGAGCGUCCCGCCCACUGGUCCAACCAGUGUAGUACCUGCGAGUGAGAGCGUCCCGCCCGCCGGCUAUGCCGACGUAGUACCUUCUUCGGCUUCCGGUUUUGAGUGUGUGGGUACUUUCCCGGGUAUGGAUCUUGGAGAUACGAGUGUGCUCACCGACGAGCAGCUCAUGGAUGUCUAUGAUGACACCCCAUAUCAAGACUUUUUCCCCGUGGUUAUCCCAGAGAGUGACGCUGCGAAUGUGGCUGGUGUUUUGGAUAGCAUUGACGGAGGUUCUGAUUUUGACUUGGGUGCGGCCGCGCUUGGCCCUGGUGCGUCCCCGUUCACUCUUGGAUCGACCGAAAAGUCCGUUGACAUCAACCGCUUCCACCGCUCCCUUGCCCACGCUUGCGAGCCUCUUUUGAGAGAAACUGCCCAGCAGAGAGGCAUCGUGCUCACCGGCAAGCUGGAACCGUGCACGGACUGCAUGAAGGCGAAGGGCAGGCGAGCGUCGGUGCCGCGGGGGCCGGGAGCGAGGGCGUCCAAGCCUCUCGGGCGUGUUCACCUGGACCUGUGUGGACCGCUGGUACCUUCCCUGGGCGGCAACCUCUACCUGUUCGUCGCCGUGGACAGCGCCUCGCGGUGGAACAAAGUCUACGGUCUCCGGCGGAAGUCCGACGCGCUGGCGGCAACGAAAAAGCUGCUGGCGGACGUGGGGCGGUACUACCUUGGGCGCGUCGAGUGUUUCCGCGUCGAUAACGGCACCGAGUGGACCCGCGGCGACUUCCGGCGCUUCUGCGACGACAACGGCAUCGGCGUCGAGUUCACACCUCCUGGCGUCCCACAGUACAACGGCGUCGUCGAAAGCGCCAUCUGGCGCAUAAUGAAGGUCGGCAUGGCCGCUCGCCGCAGCACUGCCCGAGUGCUCAACGUCGACUUCGCCUCCAUCCCCGGCCUCGACGAGCGCGGUGACCGUCUUUGGAUGGAAUCGGCGAAGUGGGCCGCCGACGCUCUCAACCAGUCGGCGACCAAGGCCAACCCCGGGCGGCGCUCGCCGCACGAGAUGUUCACCGGCGAGCAGGGGCCGUUCCGCGUGCUGCCGUUCUUCCAGCCCGGCUUCAUGCGCGAGGACCGCCGCACCAAGCUCGACGACCAGGCCACGCUCUGUUACUACCUGAACGGCGGCGNAAAAUGGGCCGCCGACGCUCUUGACCAGUCGGCGACCAAGGCCAACCCCGGGCGGCGCUCGCCGCACGAGAUGUUCACCGGCGAGCAGGGGCCGUUCCGCGUGCUGCCGUUCUUCCAGCCCGGCUUCAUGCGCGAGGACCGCCGCACCAAGCUCGACGACCAGGCCACGCUCUGUUACUACCUGAACGGCGGCGACAACCACCCGAGCGGCACCGUCAAGGUCCUCAAGGCGUCCACCGGCCGCGUCGUCUACACCAACAACGUGUCGUGGGUGACGUCGGCGCCAGCCGGCGAGGGGGGUUCCGCUGGACUCGUCUCGAUGCUAGACAAGAAUACUCUGGUGUCGAUGCUGGAGGCUUGGGGCGCGGUGGACGAGGAACGCAGGGAGCUGGGGGGGGCGGAGGCCGGAGAGCUGGGGGGAGCGGGGACCGGAGGGCAGGCGGGAGCACUCGCAGCUGUGGAUCCGGGGGCUGGAGGAGCGGGCUUUCCACUCGCAUUUGCCACGCUCCUCGCCAACCGGGAAGACAUCGACGCCACGCUGCGAGACCAGCGCCCGCCGGAGCAACGCCCUGACCUUCCGCAUUGCCAGGCCAGCGACCUUCGUGUCCCCAAGAGCUACAAAGAGGCCAUGGCGUCGGAGCACCGGCACCUUUGGAGCGACUCUAUGCAAAGGGAGUUUUAUGGCUUGUUGGAAGCGGGGACUUUUACUCCGGCGAAGUAG